AUGUAUACGCCGCAGUAUCAAGCUUCAGUAUCUUCCUUAGACAAUGAUUUGAGGGGUAAGAUGGCAGGGAAAUAUGAUCCGCAGAUGGUGGAAGAGGCGCGGGAUUGGCUUUCGCAGGUCGUUGGGGAAGAGUUGCCGCGGGAUCAGGAUUUGUUAACGGUGCUCAAGGAUGGUGUCGUCUUGUGUCGAGCCGCCGAGAAAGCAACCCCAUUGAAGUACAAAAAGAGCGCCAUGCCCUUCGUCCAAAUGGAAAACAUUGCCUCCUUUCUCAAAGCCGCCGAAGCCCUCGGCGUCCCCAAACACGAACUUUUCCAAACCGUCGACCUUUACGAAUCCAAAAACCCAGGCCAAGUCAUCUCUUGCGUCCACUCCUUCUCACGACACGCAUCAGCGAAGAUUGGUGUUCCGGGAUUGGGCCCAAAGUUGGCGACGAAGCAGGCACCGAGAGUACAGACUGAGCAGGAGAAGAGGGAGGGGGCGAAUAUUAUCAACGGGUAUCAGUAUGGGUUUGCGAGUGGUAGCCAGGGAGAUGUUGUUUUUGGUGGGAAGAGGAAUAUUGUUCUGACUCCGAAGAAGGGCAGUUCGUGA
Messenger RNA from Saitoella complicata NRRL Y-17804, 588 nucleotides. RefSeq lists its product as uncharacterized. The record is from RefSeq and is a predicted model, not a curated record. Lineage: Eukaryota; Fungi; Ascomycota; Saitoellomycetes; Saitoellales; Saitoellaceae. The transcript is spliced from 3 exons. Gene Ontology annotation, molecular function: protein binding. The coding region runs from base 1 to 588 and encodes 195 amino acids.